This is a messenger RNA of Rhododendron vialii, 1159 nucleotides long. RefSeq names its product binding partner of ACD11 1-like. Lineage: Eukaryota; Viridiplantae; Streptophyta; Magnoliopsida; Ericales; Ericaceae. The record is from RefSeq and is a predicted model, not a curated record. Gene Ontology annotation, molecular function: RNA binding. The coding region runs from base 125 to 979 and encodes 284 amino acids. The transcript has 5 exons.
UCUCUCUCUCUCUCCAUUGCAAAAUUCUCUCUCAUACAUCCGCCCCUCUACGAAUUUCUAUCUACGUACAUAUAUCUUCCAUUUCCAAUUGGGAUUGUUGGCUGCGAGGGACCAAACAGGAGCUAUGUCGCUGCAGGUAAGAACUGUCAAAGUCAGCAAUGUUUCCCUAGGGGCAACUUUGCAAGAUGUCAAGGAAUUCUUUUCCUUUUCUGGAGAUAUUUUAUAUGUCGAAAUGCAGAGUGAUACAGAGCGAUCCCAAAUUGCAUUUGUCACCUUCAAAGAUUCACAAGGAGCAGAGACUGCAGUCCUACUUUCAGGUGCAACAAUAGUUGAUCUAGCUGUCACUGUAACUCCAGAUCCAGAUUACGAGCUUCCACCUGCCGCUUUAGCCCCACCUCUUAAAACAGAAAAUAAAACUGCAGGUGGAUCUGAAUCUGCAUUUAGGAAGGCAGAGGAUGUAGUCAGUGGAAUGCUAGCAAAGGGCUUUGUCUUGGGCAAAGACGCAGUAGACAAAGCCAAGUCCUUCGACGACAAGCACCAGUUGACUUCCACUGCCACAGCCAAGGUUGCUUCCUUCGACAAAAAAAUUGGACUUAGUGAGAAAAUAAGCGCUGGGACCUCUGUUGUUAAUGAGAAAGUUCGCGAAGUGGACCAGAAAUUUCAGGUUUCAGAAAAAGCCAAAUCGGCAUUUUCGGCUGCUGAGCAAACGGUCAGUAGUGCUGGAUCCGCUGUAAUGAAGAACAGGUAUGUACUCACAGGGGCUACGUGGGUGACAGGUGCUUUCAGUAAAGUUGCCAAGGCUGCUGGAGAGGUUGGCCAGAAGACAAAAGAGAAAGUGGGAAUGAAUGAAGAGGAACAGAGGAGGAAAAUUGUGGAUGAUUAUGCUCAGAUUCAUUUAUCGGAGUCACCUAAAGCUUCUGCACCGCCAAAUGAGCAGCAAUCUUCCAAGCCCGCGCCCGCACAAGGUUUGAUCCUCUGAAUUAUUAUCUUCUAUGAUAUCUUUGUCAAAACUUGUGGUCUAUGAGAUCUUUAUAUCUUGCUCCUUCAUUUUGUGAAGUGGUGAACGUAGAACUAUGUGCCUUUAUAUUUGGAUUUUAUGGCACUUGAAAGCGUUUGACGGUAUUUCCAUAAAAUUUAAAGAUAUUCAAGUCUUUUGCAA